Molecule: messenger RNA, 1266 nt
Organism: Triticum aestivum (bread wheat)
Lineage: Eukaryota; Viridiplantae; Streptophyta; Magnoliopsida; Poales; Poaceae
Product: B3 domain-containing protein Os03g0620400-like
Exons: 5
Coding region: 1-1266 (421 amino acids)
Molecular function (GO): DNA binding
Source: RefSeq, a predicted model, not a curated record
AUGAGCAACCAUUGCGAAUGCUGUGAGAGGAUGAUACGGUUCAUCAGAGAAACGUGCUGUGCCGGCACGAAGGCUGCCUCUGAUGUUACAAAACCAAGCAGUCGCUAUGUUGAUAAUUCAAGCAGUUCUCAUAAUGGUACCACUCAGUCGUCAGCAGGGGAAGGUUCAGAUUCAGAUGGAAGCCAAAAGGAAAGCUCGUACAGUCAUCAAAAAUCAGCAAAGAAGGCUGCAAUAUCAGAUUCUUCUGAGGAAUUAUCAGGGUGGUGCUAUCUUACAGAAGCACAGAAGGUGAAGAUACAUGCACUUGUAGAGAAAAUUCGACCUGAAAUCCCAGUGCUUGUUGUACAGAUGAAGAAGACCAGCGCAAACAUUGGUAAUCUGGUAAUACGCAAGGACUACGCACUCAAGUACUUCCCAUGUGAAGCUACAGAUAUCAUACUCCAGCUGCCUGGCAAGAACAAGGAAUGGAGGUGCAAAUUGCAGAUCAGGCCAUCUGGCAUGGUUGGUGCUGGUCGGCGCAACCUUUAUUUGGGCAGCUUUGUCCACGACAACUGUGUUCAAGAGGGAGAUAUCUGCCUCUUUCAGCCACUAGCAAAGGUUAAGGAAGAAAAGUUCACAGUAAUUGUCCAUCUGCUUCACAAAGAGGGCAUUCGUCGUUCCUCUGGUGGAAGAGCUGAUAUGGCACACACGGCUGCUGAAAGAAGGAUAUGCGCAAAGACGGCGUUAACAGCCUCUGUUAAGGAGGAACCGGCUACCGAUGGUGAAGAUACGUUAUCUUUGGGAUCUGAAGAGGAUGGAGGCAAUUCUGAGGGAGCUUCUGAGACCCCCUUCAUAUUGCCAGACAGACCCUUUGUAACGCCAGCACAGGAGCAGAAAGUGCGGGAGAAAGUAGAAGCCAUUGACUCGACAGUACCAGUUUACGUCGCGAUCCUGAACAGGUCCAAUGUUCGUUACGACAAUUUCACCACCUUCCUAACAUUUGGCGCAAAGUACGCAUCAAGGUAUCUCAACAAGAAUUACGGUGCUGGGCAUCACGGAAAGAAGAACAUGAUCAGUUUGGUGCUUCAGCGGGAGGGGAAGAGCAGGACGUGGAACACGGAGCUGCAACGCAGGGUGGAUCGGACGUCGAUCCUCAAAGGAUGGGCGUCUUUCGCCCGUGGCAACCGCCUGCGGGAGGGUGACCUCUGCCUCUUCAAGUUAAUGGAAAGCGUGGAACCGCUGAAGAUGAUGGUGUACAUCAUUCGCCGUGAGAAGUGCUUAGCUUGA